Messenger RNA from Odobenus rosmarus divergens (Pacific walrus), 1161 nucleotides. It is a transcript of the gene CD274, whose product is annotated as CD274 molecule. The record is from RefSeq and is a predicted model, not a curated record. The coding region runs from base 1 to 1161 and encodes 386 amino acids. The transcript has 7 exons. Gene Ontology annotation, cellular component: external side of plasma membrane. Gene Ontology annotation, biological process: immune response; cellular response to lipopolysaccharide; T cell costimulation. NCBI's taxonomy places the organism in Eukaryota, Metazoa, Chordata, Mammalia, Carnivora, Odobenidae.
AUGAAGAUAUUUAGCCUCUUUGCAUUCAUGGCCUACUGCCAUUUGCUGAAAGCAUUUAUGAUCACAGUUUCCAAGGACCUGUAUGUGGUGGAGUACGGCGGCAAUGUGACCAUGGAGUGCAAAUUCCCAAUAGAAAAACAGUUAAACCUGCUUGCACUAAUUGUUUACUGGGAAAUGGAGGAUAAGAAAAUCAUUCAGUUUGUGAAUGGGAAAGAAGACCUGCAAGUUCAGCACAGCAGCUACAGCCAGAGGGCCCAGCUGCUGAAGGACCAGCUCUUCUUGGGGAAGGCUGCGCUUCAGAUCACAGAUGUGAAGUUGCAGGAUGCUGGGGUUUACUGCUGCUUGAUUGGCUAUGGCGGUGCUGACUACAAGCGGAUUACUUUGAAAGUUCAUGCCCCAUACCGCAAAAUCAACCAAAGAAUUUCUGUGGAUCCUGUCACCUCUGAACACGAACUAAUGUGUCAGGCUGAGGGUUACCCUGAGGCUGAAGUCAUCUGGACAAGCAGUGACCAUCGAGUCCUGAGUGGCAAAACCACCAUCACUAAUUCCAACAGGGAGGAGAAGCUUUUCAAUGUGACCAGCACACUGAGAGUCAACACAACAGCUUACGAGAUUUUCUACUGCACUUUUCGAAGAUCAGGUCCUGAGGGAAACAGAAACAAUACUGCUAAGUUGGUCAUUCCAGAACCCCUUCCAGUUCCACCAAAUGAGAGGACUCACUUCGUGGUUCUAGGAGCUGUCCUGGUGUUUCUUGCUGUAACCCUGGCAGUCAUCUGUCUAAAGAGAAAUGGGAAAAUGAUGGAUGUGGAAAAAUGUGGCAUCCGAGAUAGGAACUCAAAGAAACAAAAUGGGUUUUUUCAGGAUAUGGGACUUUCGGUUUUAAAACCAGAACAAACCCGGGCAAACCAGAUGAUAUACAAUUUGAAGAGACAUAAACCAGCAUUGAAACUGCUGAUCUUAAAGCAGGGAUUCUCAGCCUGUGGUUUGAGUUCGGCAGAGCUACGCGUGACCAGAGCAGUGCAGUGGGCCAGGCAAGCUGCAGAUGCUGUAGGACUGACCAGAUCCAAUCACUCAGCAGUGGAAGCUGGGAGAGAAGAGGAGAACAAAGCAAGAAGGAGCAGAGCGGGUAGCCUGCAAGGAGACCUUGGUACUUCAGAAUGA